CGAGUAGCCCCGAAAGAGUAGCGGACCACUCGGAGGCAGGCGAAGGCCAUGUUUCCCCGACGCAGGCGCUUCUUUUCUCUUCUCUGUUUACCAUAGCGUUGAAAAUUCCGCUGACAAUUAAAAUUUUCCCCAAACCAGAAAACAAAAAGAAGCAAUAAACUAAUAACAUAAUCAUAGACAAAAAAAAAGAAGAAUCGAAAUCCCCUUUGGACGUAUUGCCAAGGCGGAAGUUAGCUUUACUCGACGGGCAGUUUUGACAAUUCGCUCCCGUUAUUGGACAGCUUUACAACUCCUCCCUCCCAGCGACGGAGCCCGCCAAUUGGAUCUCGUCCUCUCCACGCUACUUCUUCCAUUCCAUACUCUGGUGGUGUUUGGCGAAACAUAAGAUUCGUCGGAUCUCGAAUUGAAUUCAUCGCCGAUCAUUAUGAUGGAGAGGGCAGAGUCGGGGCAGAAACUGUACACGCGCCUGCGACUCUGGGAAUUCCCUGAUCAGUAUGUGAUUGAACCAACUGACGGAUCUGCCGGUGCUCCCUUGGCCAUCAGUCGGAAAGAUGGCUCCAUGUCCCUCAUCGACCAAGUGCCACAUUGCAGCUCUGUUCGGGUGCCCAAAAUCCAGACUAUUUUCGGUGUGGUCGGGCUGCUGAAACUCGUCGUAGGGUCAUACUUGAUAGUCAUUAAAGAUCGUGAAUGCGUUGGAUCCUACAUGGGAAAUCAGAUCUUCAAAGUUACUUCUUUGAAGGUUUUCCCUUGUGAUCAUUCCCUGAAAAGUACUACUACUGAACAGAAGAAGGUAGAAUCUGAAUUCUCUGCCCUGCUUAGCGUUGCGGAGAAGACUCCUGGUCUGUAUUUCUCAUAUGAGGCAAAUUUAACACUAAGUGCACAGCGAUUGCAUGAUCUAGGUGAUGAGUCGAAGUUGCUUCCUCUGUGGAGACAGGCAGAACCAAGGUUCCUGUGGAACAAUUACAUGAUGGAAGUCCUCAUUGAUAACAAGCUUGACCCAUAUCUACUUCCAGUUAUCCAAGGGAGCUUUCAGAACUUCCAAGCAGCCAUUGGAAAAGAAAUAGUUGAAGUCACAUUGAUUGCAAGGAGAUGCACAAGGAGAAAUGGCACUCGGAUGUGGAGACGGGGAGCUGACCCUGAUGGAUAUGUUGCUAAUUUUGUGGAGUCUGAACAAAUCGUCCAGAUGAAUGGAUUUACAGCAGCAUGUGUCCAGAUCAGGGGCUCAAUGCCCUUCAUCUGGGAGCAGAUUGUUGACUUGACAUACAAGCCUAAGUUUGAAAUUAUCAAACCCGAGGAAGCACCCCGGGUUGCAGAACGACAUUUCCUGGAUUUGAGAAAAAAAUAUGGAAGCGUGUUAGCUGUAGAUCUUGUCAACACGCAUGGAGGUGAGGGACGCCUGAGUGAAAAAUUUUCGACGGCAGUUCAGCCUGUGAUCUGUGACGAUGUUAGAUAUGUGCACUUCGAUUUCCACCAAAUCUGUGGGCAUGUUCACUUUGAGCGCCUUUCUAUCCUCUAUGAACAAAUUGUGGAUUUCCUGGAGAAGAGCGGGUACCUACUGGUGAAUGAGAAGGGUGACAAACUGAAGGAGCAAACUGGGAUUGUGAGGACGAACUGUAUUGAUUGCUUAGACCGUACCAAUGUUACACAGAGCAUGAUAGGGCGAAAAAUGUUAGAACUGCAACUUCGAAGAAUUGGUGUUUUUGCUGCUGAAGAAACCAUAAGCUCGCAUGCAAAUUUUGAUGACAGCUUCAAAAUAAUGUGGGCUAAUCAUGGAGAUGAUAUAAGCAUCCAGUACUCAGGCACUCCUGCCUUGAAAGGAGACUUCGUAAGGCUUGGGCAGCGUACAACUCAAGGGAUCAUUAAAGAUGGUAUCAAUGCCCUUGUUCGCUACUAUUUGAAUAACUUUGCUGAUGGCACGAAGCAGGACGCAAUUGAUCUCCUACAAGGACAUUACAUCGUUUCCGUAAGCCGGGAUAUGAAAGCUCCGUCUCAAGCCGGAGGACUCGAGAGUGUAGCUUCUUUCCCACUGGCGUUUGCAUUGAUCAUGUUCGGGUUCUUGUUUGCAUUGUUAUCACUUAGGCAAGUUCCAUACGAUAUGAAGCACUUGUUCUUCUCAUUGUUGUGGGCAAGCUUUACAGUGGGUAUUGCAGCUUUUGUUAGGGCAAAUGGGCGGAUUUUCUGCAAUCGGCCUCGUCUGCACAAGCCUAGACAAUGAACCCUUUUAACCUGAGACUCCUAACGCAUACAAAUUUUAUUGUUCAAAGUCAGCAGAGUCCAGCUUUCGAUUUCUUGCACUUUCAUUAAACACAGUUUUGGAUGGGGUUGUUCUGGGUUAUAGUUCCGGAGGACUUGGAAUUAUGAGAUUUUUAUGUGUUAAAACUCACCUACCUACUUGUUUUUCUCCUUUCAUCUCUUUGGACUUUCCUCCUUUCUUCCAGCCCUCUUUGAUUACGUUAGAUUAUCUUUUGUUAAAAAAAGAGAAAAAAAUGCUGACAGUAAUUUGUUUUUCUAGUUCCUUAGAAAGAAAAAAUAAAAAUAAAACAAUAUCUAUACACCCUAACCCUAGUAUGGACAAACAAUAAUUUUAC
Messenger RNA from Linum tenue, 2588 nucleotides. The record is from the annotation of a GenBank genome assembly. NCBI's taxonomy places the organism in Eukaryota, Viridiplantae, Streptophyta, Magnoliopsida, Malpighiales, Linaceae.